AUUGAAAAUAUAGAAGAAUAUUACAGAAAAAAAAUUCCCAACUAUUUUUUCAGCUUUAAUAUCAAUCGUUUUUUUAGUUUGAUAAAAAAAAAAAUCUAAUUGUAAUGUUCUUAGUAUGUAUUUUUUUUCCAAAAAAAGUUCUCUUUAUGGACAAUCACGAUGUCAUUAAGACAUACUUACUCAGGAACACACAAAAAACCCGACAUCCUCUUUUAUUUUUAUAACUCAUUUGUUUAUAUGUCAGGCAAGAGUUAGAACAGCGUCUUUUUGCAAAUGGUUUACUUUGUAUAUCUCUGUUGAAGGUGUCGUUCGUUUAGAAUGGCGUGGUUGACAUACAAGCUAUUCCUGCUGGCAGCGACGCUAACAUCUUGUGGUUUGGCAUACGUCCCUAACUCAAAUAUGAAGUGUGAGUGCACCUGUUCGCCCAUUAAUAACCCGGCCAAAAAAUAUUCUGCUGUUGGAAAUUUCGAAGCUGUCUUUAAACCAAAAUCAGACUCUGGGACUAGUUUCAAAACUACGACUGAGGCUGGAGCUAGUCUAGAGAUUAAAGUUCCAACAGUACCAACACUAUUGAAGGACUCCCCUUUCAAAGUUCAAAACGACCCCAAACUGGACAUUUUCAACUACAAAGGCAGUAACAAGAAACAAUCAACUAGCUAUGAGAUCAAGAAAGAAACGUCUGUACCACUAGUUCAGAAAUACUCGUCUAGACCAGUCACGUUUUCCUCUAGAUCGACAACAACUGGUUUUGUGUCUCCCACCUCAGCCUCCAUUCUGCCUAAUUCUCCGAUUGAACUUAAAGUGACGUCGUCUGCUUUCAGAAAAGCGAUGAGAACAGUGUCCAAUAAUUCUACGGAACCCAAAGAAAGCGAACCACCAAAGGACCUGAUUGACACAAAAAGACUCGAGGAAAUGACAAAGACAGAAGCCCUAACUCUGGAUGAUAUAAUCUUUGGUAAAGUUCCAUUUGAUUUUGGAUCAAGAGGAAUUCAAAGAAAUUUCUUGACGGAAAGUGAAAGAAACGCACUGAAGAACGAACGAUCCAGUCAGAAGACAAGUACGAUAAAUGCCUCCAUAACGACGAAAAGGUCUACGACUGGAACAGCACCUCCAGAAACAGUUGCGAAUGAAUUCACAGCCUCAGAAACAGCAGCUUCCGAAACGUCGACCCCAGUAAAAAAGAGCACCGUGAAUAGAGUCCAACCAGAAACUAGUUUGCAACCAGAAACGCCAACGGCAACAACACAAUCAUCCACCACAACCAUAAUAACAACAACAGCAGCACCAACAACUAUAUCAACGACAACAACAGCGACAACAGAAACAACUGGGACACCCAUGACCGCACCCACCACUUUUAAAACAUUGAAACCAAUAUCAAGGAGAGGUCUUCUGCCUCUGUUCAGAACGGGUUACUCACCCUUUACACCUGCAAAAACAGAAAAGCCUGUCGCAGUCACCAACGCUACGACUAUGCCUUCAACUGAAUCCUCUACAAAGCCCACAACUUCACAACCCAAAACAACGACGACAUCAACAACACAGAAAGUAACAACUCCCUCCAGCACAACAGCAAAACCUACAACAAAAGCUCCAACAACUACGACGAUGACAACUAGAAAACCAACAACUGUAACAACACAAAAGCCAACGACCAAAAGACGAACUGAAACACAAAGUUCAUACAAUGUGAAUCCAAGUAGUCCUCCGGCUAGAACAAAUACAAUGCAACGUAAAGAUCUACCAGUCAUAUCGGCAAACGUCAACCCAGCGUAUAGAUUUAGUGAAUCCUUUAGGAAAAACACGAUCAGAAACCUCCUCGAUGCAUUCAAGCCGGAGUAUAUGAAAACGCUGCAUGAAGAAGAAGCAACAGUAAAACCUCGUCCAAAGCAACCACAACGUCAACAGCACCAACAGCAACCACAACAACUUUACGUUCCUCCCCCUCCUGCUGCACAUUAUAAUCCAAUGAUGCAGAGGGAAUUGGAUAUACCUUUUGGACAUUUUGAAAAGACAAGGAGUGUUGAUGUUCCAAAUCACCAGCUGGUUCAUUCUAUGAGUUCUCUAUCUAGCAUGAACUCACUCCAGUCAUCCAACUCUCGCCAACCAGCUCUUGUUGUCUUAGACUCGCCAGCACAAGAACAACAACAUGUACCAUAUCAGCUUCAUGAUCAACAUACCCAGCAAGAGCCAAACUGGAAUCCAAUUCAAGAACCCAAAAAGUGGGGCGAACCACCAAAAGGCUGGGCACAAGGAAACCAACAACAACAACUCCAACAGUCAUUGAAUUUACAGAACCAUCAACUGUGGAACCCACAUCAAAACUCUAUACAGAAAACUCAGGUCUUUAAUCCUAGCUUUGCAAUGUCUGGACAGACUAAACAGCAGCAACAAUCACGACAGGGCGCUUUCCCGGGAUUACAGCUUAACAAGAGCCCGAUUGACUUCAGAGUGCAUUAAUAUGAUGUAAAUAUGCUUUGACUCUAGUGCUUUCAUUGUUUUAUAUGGACUGGUGCCUUUUCCUAUGGAAGCUUUUGAUUUUUCUAUGUGUGAUUUCAGUCUUUUUGUUAUAUUAAUUUAUUAUUUUCCUCAAUAAAAUAUACUUUUUAUACUUUU
This is a messenger RNA of Magallana angulata, 2616 nucleotides long. RefSeq names its product proteoglycan 4-like. The record is from RefSeq and is a predicted model, not a curated record. NCBI's taxonomy places the organism in Eukaryota, Metazoa, Mollusca, Bivalvia, Ostreida, Ostreidae. Bases 319 to 2460 code for a protein of 713 amino acids. The transcript is spliced from 2 exons.